Molecule: messenger RNA, 3093 nt
Organism: Talaromyces amestolkiae
Lineage: Eukaryota; Fungi; Ascomycota; Eurotiomycetes; Eurotiales; Trichocomaceae
Exons: 3
Coding region: 1-3093 (1030 amino acids)
Biological process (GO): carbohydrate metabolic process; chitin catabolic process
Cellular component (GO): extracellular region
Molecular function (GO): chitinase activity; chitin binding
Source: RefSeq, a predicted model, not a curated record
AUGUCUCCCGAGUCGAUACCUCAGGGCAUCUACACCCACAUCUACGCUGCCUUCGGCAGUAUUAGUCCAGGAACUUUCGAGGUUGUGCCCGGGUCCUCCGGCGACGAACAACUUUACCAGCUGCUCGAAGCGCUUCAGAUCCGAGACUUGGGUCAGCAGUUAUGGAUCUCAAUCGGUGGAUGGGAUUUCUCCAACAGUGAUGCGCCAACUGCCACAACCUUUUCGGAUCUUGCCGCAGCUGACACUACCCAACAAAAUGCCUUUUUCAACUCGCUCAUUCUUUUCAUGAACACUUGGGGAUUUACUGGCGUCGAUAUCGAUUGGGAGUAUCCUGCUGCGGACGAUCGCAACGGCCAGCCGAGCGACUACAGCAACUAUCCCAUCUUUCUAGCAAAUCUCAAGAAAGCUCUCAGCGAAUACCAUUUUGGUCUCUCUAUUACCCUGCCCACCAGCUAUUGGUACUUACAACAUUUUGAUCUGGUCUCGAUAGAGCCGUCAGUUGAUUGGUUCAACUAUAUGAGCUAUGAUCUUCAUGGCACUUGGGAUGUUGGCAGCAAAUGGACAGGCGCUUACUUAAACGCUCAUACCAAUCUGACUGAGAUUGAAUCUGCUCUUGACCUUCUUUGGCGGAACAAUAUCACAGCAUCGAAGAUUAAUAUGGGUGUGGCGUUUUAUGGUCGAAGCUUCACCUUGGCCGACUCUUCCUGUUCGGAACCUGGCUGUGCAUAUCUUUCGGCUGGUGAUGCUGGAGACUGUAGUAACACCGCCGGAAUACUAUUUAAUAGCGAGAUCGCAGAAAUCAUUAGCGAAAACGGUAUUACCCCUGUUCUGGAUACAGAUGCGGCUGUCAAGUCCGUCACUUGGAAUGGUGACCAGUGGGUGUCAUUUGAUGACCAAGAUACUUGGAAGCUCAAGGCGGAUUUUGCCAAGUCCGAAUGCCUCGGAGGGGUCCUUGUCUGGUCGGUCGAUAAUGAUGAUACUAAUCAAACUUUUGCCAGGGGCCUGGCAGCAGCACUGGGCAAUCCGCUUAAUCUGGAUCCGAAAACAGGACUCACCGUGGAGGUCAUGGAGUUCUCAACCACCGCCAGCCUAUCCACUCAAGGAAAUUACUGCAAAUUUAUUAAUUGCGGUGAAGUUUGUCCCAACGGCUACACCACGAUUAUUCGUGGAGAUGAGUCAUCUCAACUUAUGCUUGAUUCAACUGAGUGCCCGCGGGGAAACUCUCAAACGCAAACACUUUGCUGUCCAUCCUCUACAAACGUUCCCACAUGUCAAUGGAGAGGUUUUCAUAACAGCGGCAAGUGUCAAGGUGGUUGUCUUGACGGUGAGGCUGAGGUUGGCACAAUCUCAGCAGGGUGCAGCUCUGGUUAUCAGUCGGCGUGUUGUACCAUCACCGAGUCAACGACCCCUUGGUCGCAGUGUCAAUGGACAUCGAGUUGCGAGAGUGACAACACCUGCCCUUCUGGUUAUCCAACAUUUGUCAUGGGUUCACGCGAUGGUUGGGGCGGUCGUCCAUCCUGUGAUGGUGGCUAUAACUACAACUAUUGCUGCUCAACCUCGUCCGUUCCCGAUGCCUUUACGAAUUGCGACUGGUAUGGCCAUGAGGUUUCGUUUUCCUAUGCACAAUACUGCUCUGAUAGUUGCCCAUCCAAUUCUAUACGGAUUGCCGAGCAGUCGGUGUUCGGAAUAUAUCUGCCCGCAUAUUCGAGCAAUUGUUACCUCGGAAAUGAGGCAUUUUGUUGUUCUGGUGCACCUGCGAAACUUUCUGUGCCAAGAGGCAUCGGACCACCGCGAGAUAGUACCGCCCUGCAGUUUGAUGCCUACCUGUCAGCAUUCCUUGCCAAUCCUGUUUGUGUAGAUACCUGGGAGUCUAAUUAUGGUUCUAUAUUCUAUAAGAGGGCGCUGAAUAAGCGAUCGACGGCCCUUGAUCAAAAGUCCUUCUCGAGCCUAGUGUCCUAUAUCGUGAUGUUGGCAACAUCUUCAUACCCGCGAACAGACCUGCGUUCCAUAUGGGAUCAGCGGCUUKCGCMGUUUGGGUAUCAGGGUACGGCGCCCAACAGUACUUAUCUGAGCCAGGCUGUCUAUGCAUCGUGGGAUGGAUCGUAUGUAUAUGAUACUCCGGGCUCCGAUCCCUCGGGACUGGUAGCUGAUAUGCUUUGCAAUAUCGCGCAUUCAGUCAAUGGCACUGAAAGCGUGCAGCUCGCGGAAGAAGCCCUGUGUGAGAUAGAUGAUGGCUCAUCCUCCCUCACAAAGCGGAUGAUAGAUGGCAUAAAUAUGAAUGAUCGCUCCGAUAAUGGCGACUAUCCCACGGUAUUCGCUGUCCUCAAUGGCGCUUUAAGUGGCGACUUGAGCCUUCACUAUUUGCGUUGGUUGUCCGCAAGCAAUACUCGAGUGGGUAACAGAGUCCUUCCCCAGGUCAUGCUCGAGAUAGCAUUUUGGAUCGGCCCUACACCAGGAGUGGCUCCGGAUGCUAGUUUGCGGGCCCAAUACGCCGACCGCACCCAUACGCAAGCCACCGACCGUUGGAUCGUCAUGCAUCUUCAUAUUCCACUCGAUGACCAAACUUUCCGAAGUGGUUUGCCACAAUGGUAUCCAGGCGUCACGAUGAUGACUGUCUAUCAAAGUCAGACCAUCGCGCGGCCCUGGGCUGUGACUACGGGUCUUACCCCUGCCUACCGAGCCGAAUUCCGGUAUGCAAGGACGGUCCAAAACGGACGUAACAACAACGGUAACCUGCGGGAUUAUAAUGCCCGGACCGAGAGUUUCAGAUGUCGAGGCGGCCGCUGGUUCUUUGGUACAGAUCGAACCCGAGACUUAAUCAACUUAGCACGGCAAUUGGGUUUGCCUGGUGGGUACGCCGAUACGAUCAAUGAAUUCGGGAUCUGGCUCCACAAUCAAGGUGUUUUCAGGUCCAGUAACUUGAAUCGGAUCUUCCCAGGCAUAGGCGAGCGAAAUCAGGACGACACUGCUCUACCCGUUGGACGGGUUGAUGCAAGAGGUCUCUACAAUCCCGUAGAUGGUGCAUUUGACUCGAAUUGGCUGCCUGAUGGCUCACCUGUCCCGGACUCAUCCCUUUACAAUGCGGAUCCGUAA